UGAAAAGGUAAACCGCACAGAUGAAGUCAUGGAAUCGGACAAGUUAAACGAAUUAAAUCGACAAAUAAAUGAGAUUAAAAAGCGAAUUUUACUGGCAGAGGGCCAAAAGACGGCUAAUGCAGCCGAGUGGCAAAAGCAGAACCGCAUUAACUGCGACACAAUUGGCUCAUUGAAAAAGGACAUUAAGGAGCUAACUGUUAAGGCAAGUCGGCUGCGUAAUCCCCUCCAGCGACCGGUGGUCAUCAAGGAAUCUACUGGCGAAUCCCGGAGGGCCCAAAGCUGCACGCCCACUUUAAUUGUGGGCAAAGCCACGUAUCCGGUGGGAGCCAAAAAUGCCGAUGAUGCCAUCUUCCUCACUGAUCUCAAGAUCACCGAGAGUCGCAAGCAGAUGGAUCUGCUGCGGCAUCGCUUUAAGUCCCGUCAACAGCACUUCAGUAAGUUGGUGGAGAAAUAUCGGGGAUUGUUGGCCAACAAGGAGGCACAAAAUCAGAAUCUGGGUGAAAAGCCUCCUGAGACUCUGGAGGAGGAUGCUAACAGAAAGCUCGUUUGCCAGCUGGAGAACGAGAUCCAUCGCACCAACGUGCAGUGGAUGGAGGCGGAGCACAUCCGCAAGAAGUAUCGCUCCAUCGAAGCAUCCUUAAUGACGGAUGCGGAGCGUUUUGAACGCAGUCUUCGGGAACUGGAGGCCUCACUGAGUGACCAAAAGGCGGAGAUCGAACGUCUGCAGCAGGUCCACAACGAGGCAGUGGAGAUGCGGGACGCGGCCAAGGUGAUACUGCAGAGGCAGGAGCAGCAGGCUAAUCUUUCGCAGAAAACCAGAGAACGACAAGCUCUCGAUUUCCGUAAACAAGUGGAGGCCCGUAAACUGGAGCUAGAGCGGAUAGGUCGUAAGCUCUUCGCCGAAACCAAGACACUGGUCCAUCAGGAUAGCGUGGGGUCCAGCUCGGGCGACCAGCACACUGCCAAAACGGAGAACGGGGAAGAGGAGCCAGUAUCCCAACUGGAGAGUGUAACCAGUGAUAUGGAGUCCCUGUUUAAGCAGCUCAUGGAAGCAUCCGGUGCCACCUCGCCAUUUGAAGUCUUCGAGAGAUUCAGUGCUCAAAAAGAAUCCGCAGCCCGUUUGAAUUACUUACGAAAGGCAGCGGAAGCGGAAAAGGCAAAUCUGGAGGCGGAACGGGAAGCUUUGACAAGCGAAUUAGAGGCCUCCAAAUUCUCAGAUGUCAAGGAGAGUGAAGUAAAUCAAGAAGUUAUUGAGCAAAUCAAGAACAGCAUCGCUGCCAAGGAGCAGGAUCGCAAGCUGGAUACUGAUGAGGCUGGCAAAUCGAUGGGGGUAUUAAAGUAUCUCAAAGAACGCAUCUGCGAAAUGAUCUUUAAGGUCCAGGAAGUGGACGAGAGCAACAUUGAGGUACCCGAAAGAAAGCUCCAUGUGAGCGUAGCAGAACUACCCAAUUUUCUAGCUCACACAGCCGAAGAUGAGGAUAUGAUUGAGAUACUCAAACUGAAGAUCAAACGCUGCCAGGAACUAAGUAAAUCCGAGGACGUACCACCGUUUGAAAUACCCAAAUUGGACAUAGUUGACGAAGAGGAGGAGGAGAUGUACAAGGUGGAGCAGCCCAAGUCGCCAUCUGCACCGGAGGGCGAGAAACCACAACCUAUGCCCGUUUGCUACUACAAUCUGUUCGCCGGAAGAGCCCAACGAGCUGCAGGCACCUCCUCAUCUUCUCCAGAACAGGCACCGGCGGCAGUGGCCACUACCGAUGACGACAAUGAAGUGCCUUCUCGUAACUUCCUAAAGCGACAAUCUGUGCUUAUUGUCGACUCGAAAUCCCGUCGAAAACCAUUUAGACCUGCGCCCGGAGGAAGACGCAAAUAGGAUUUUUCAGCGAUAAAUUGGAUUAUAUUAAAAUCAUUUUAUAUACACAUUUUCAGAAAAUAAAACUUGCCAAUCAACGUUUGAAAAAAUAAAUAGUUGAUGAUAAAGUUUUAAAUGGGAAACUUUAAAAACUGCAUAGCUGGACUUAAGCUCAGUUAAGACGAUCUUUUUGGCAAAAAACCUAAAAUAUAUAUUACAAAGUGGCCACUAAAUAAGAUAAAGAAACAUAAAUCCUGCUAGCAGUAGACAAAUUUUAAAUAAUGAAUAGAGUUUCCAGAAAGACA
Molecule: messenger RNA, 2157 nt
Organism: Drosophila eugracilis
Lineage: Eukaryota; Metazoa; Arthropoda; Insecta; Diptera; Drosophilidae
Gene: CCDC151
Product: myosin-9
Exons: 6
Coding region: 29-1873 (614 amino acids)
Biological process (GO): outer dynein arm assembly; cilium movement
Cellular component (GO): cilium
Source: RefSeq, a predicted model, not a curated record